AAACCUCAUGUGUUUGAAUGCCGCCCGACUUCAGUUUGACGCAUAUUAAUUAAACUCACUUUACUAUCUAAAUCUAAAGCAUCUUCACCUUCGAAAGCUAAAGAAAGAUAAGAAUUCUUAUGCUCUCCAGUGAAAUCAACAGUCCCCCACCCCCAUGAAGUCCUCGUAAUGAACACAUGUUCAGACGAUCUCAGACUCGUAACUCUCUCUCGCAGUCUUGCUUCGUAGUGUUUCUCACAGUUGCUCACUUGCCUCCUCCCCGAGACGGUGGUCAGUACUUCAUCUCCAGAUUGUACAGAAUGUCACCACCACCAGCUAAGAAACAAUGUCAGUCAAAUGAAGAGGAUAUUAGAGAAUUUAAGGAAUACUGGACUGAAAAGUUUGGCAUGAUUAAGAAGGAUGAUAAAGUUUUAUGCAUUUUCUGUUCUGACACAGUUGUUUGUAGAACUUCUUCUGUAAAGAGACAUUUUGAAAAUGUUCAUAAGAACUUAAGCAAUAAAACUGAGGAGGAACAAAGAGAAUUAAUUUCUCGUGAACUGAGCAAGACAAAAGCACAAGCUGAAACUUUUAUGAAUUAUAUUUCAGGUAGGCCCAGUUCCAACUUAAUUGCUGCUAGUUUUGAAGUUUCAAAAGUUAUUGCCCAACACGGAAAGCCUCUCUGUGAUGGGGAGUAUAUUAAAAAAGCUUGGCUAGAAUGUGCACCUUUUCUUUUUGACAACUUUUCAGAAAAGAAAAAGAUUAUUCAGCGCAUUAAAGAUUUGCCUGUGAGUAGGAAAACAGUUAAGGAUAGGAUACUUAAGUUGGAAAGAAAUACAGCUGAACAAUUGACAAAAGAUUUGUCUUCAUGCAAGUUUUUUUCUAUUUGUGUUGAUGAAAGUACAGACAUUACAUCAUCAGCUAGGCUAGCCAUAUAUUCUAGAUUUUGUAGGGGUGAUGAAGUAUGUGAAGAGAUGGUUGCUCUUGCAUCACUACCUGAGCGUACUACCGGGGCUGAAAUAUGUAAAACAGUUGUGAACGAAUUCUCUACUCGGCAAAUUGACAUUUCAAAAGUAGUAUCCGUCACAACAGAUGGUGCCCCAAGCAUGACUGGUGAGAAGGCAGGAUUUGUAAAUCUGUUUGCAAAAAGUGUUGGUCAUCCACUGAUUGGCUUCCAUUGCAUCAUACAUGAGGAGGCUUUAUGUGCAAAAGCUGGCCUAAAGGAACUGCAAGAAGUGAUGCAAACAGUUACCAAGGUUGUUAAUUACAUUUGUGGUCGGCCUUUAAAUAAAAGACAAUUUCAAACUCUACUGGAUGAGGUAGAAUCUGUGUAUAAAGGACUGAAAAUGUACAACCAUGUUCGUUGGCUUAGCAGAGGCUUGGUUCUGAAACGAUUUAUUGAAUGCUUAGAUGAGAUAAAGCUCUAUUUGAACGACCAACAAGUGUCAUACCAUGAAUUUUCUGACAUCGUGUGGGUUUGUAAACUGAUGUUUUUUGCAGAUUUUUGUGAACAUUUAAAUGAAUUGAAUAUUAAGUUACAGGGCUCUGGUAAGACACUUGAUGUUAUGUUUUGUUACAUAAAAGCUUUUGAAAUGAAGCUUAAAGUUUUUAAGAAGGAUGUAGAUAAUGAGAGAUUUAGAUACUUUCCAAACCUAAAGAGGUACAUCAGUGAUCUAAAAGAUGACAGAACAGACCACAAAUGUCUUCAAAAGCUGUUUGUAAACAUUAUCGAGUCAACAGUUUGGCAGUUCUCUACAAGAUUUGCCAAAUUCAGAGAACUGGAAGACACAGUAAAGUUCAUCAAGUUUCCAGACAGCAUCAAAAUGGAUGAACUAAACUUGCAAAUGUUUUCAUGGAUAGACAUGGAUGAUUUUGAGAUGCAGUUGAUUGAAUUUCAGAGUAGCUCAAUUUGGAAGCAGAAAUUUGUUGACCUUAGAGUUGACUUGGAAAAUAUUGAGAGAGAGAGAUUAGAGAUGAAAGUAACAAAGAGAAAUGCGGAAAACGAAGUAUUAAGGACUUGGAAUACUAUUCCAGAAAAUUAUGUCUGUUUAAAAAACCUUGCAAUAGCAUUGCUAACCAUGUUUUCGUCUACAUAUGCUUGCGAAUCUUUGUUCUCAAUUAUGAACUUUGUUACAGAUGAAACAGAUGACAGAUGAAACUUUUAUAUACUGACAGUAUAUAAAAGGAGUCAACAAAUUUUUUAUCUGUUGUAUUCUAUUAAAGUCACAAAAGCUUAAAGGCUGUUGAAAUGUACUUCUGAAGGUUAAAUAAAUUUUUUUUUGUUUUUUU
Procambarus clarkii (red swamp crayfish) is the source of this 2265-nucleotide messenger RNA. The record is from RefSeq and is a predicted model, not a curated record. Lineage: Eukaryota; Metazoa; Arthropoda; Malacostraca; Decapoda; Cambaridae.